AUGGAUUUAACUACAUUGAAAGCUCAGAGAAAAGGACUGAGGGCGUCUUUUACCCUCAGUAUGAAAAAAAUUGAAGCUGAACUUUUGAAGGAAAUUACUGGUUCGGAUGAACUUUUAAUUUUAAGAAAUCAGAUUUCUGACAAAUUCAAGCGGCUGGAUGAUUGUCAGAGCAUAAUAUCUGAGCUGUUGUUGAAAGAUAAAAAUGCCGAGGAGGCUUAUUAUGAAGAUUGUAAAGAAGCAGAAAAUUAUCGGGACAAGUUUAUUCAAAUUUGCUCUCUGCUUGAUUUAAAGUUUGAAAAUGUUCAGCGUAAUGGGAACAUUAGUAAGCGCAACUUUAAGCUGCCGACGAUAGAACUUAAAAAGUUUAACGGCGAAGCAAGAGAAUUUUUAAAUUUUUGGAGCCAGUUCAAGAAAAUCCAUGAGGACAAGAGCAUUGAUAAUGAAGAUAAAAUGCAGCAUUUAAUUCAAUCGAUGGAACCUGGUUCGAAGGCAGAAAGAUUAGUGCUGAGUUUUCCUGCUACCGGAGAAAAUUAUUGUAAAGCAAUACAGCAGUUAAAGGAAAGAUUUGGCCGUGAUGAUCUGCUGGUGCAAGUGUAUGUUCGAGAUUUAUUGAGAUUAGUUAUGAAAAAUGCUGCCGCAGGACAGGGGAAAGCUGAUCUUCCAUCCCUCUAUGACGAAUUGGAAGGAAAACUUCCGCGCGUUGGAAACCCUUGGACGGACAAAAGAAAAGUAUGGAGAUUUCUUGACGCCUUUGGUUGA
Molecule: messenger RNA, 759 nt
Organism: Uloborus diversus
Lineage: Eukaryota; Metazoa; Arthropoda; Arachnida; Araneae; Uloboridae
Exons: 1
Coding region: 1-759 (252 amino acids)
Source: RefSeq, a predicted model, not a curated record